UGCAAGAACUCUUCUUAAGACUCCAAAAUCAAUAGACUUCAGUGAAAAAUGUGGUGGAAAAUAUAUAUACUUUGGAAUGAAAACGGAUCUACUGAAAAUAUUAAAAUUGAAAUCAUUUUCUUUAGAAGAGAACACUGUAAAACUUAAUUUUAAUAUCGAUGGAAUACCUUUGUUCAAGUCAACAAGUGCACAGUUUUGGCCUAUUCUUUGCAGUGUAAACAGUUACACACCAUUCAUGAUCUGUAUUUUCUAUGGAGAAGGAAAGCCAAAUUCACUCGAAGACUUCUUGUCUGAUUUUUUAACAGAAUUAAGUGAACUAAUCCAGGACGGAAUAAGUUUAGAAGAUACGUUGAUAAAGGUUGAAGCAAAUGCUUUUAUAUGUGAUGCUCCAGCUCGUGCAUUUCUGAAAUCUAUUAAGGGCCACACUGGUUACAAUGCCUGUGAAAGAUGCACCAUACAUGGCUACCACACAGAUCAUCGUGUCGUUUUGGACUCUGAUCAUUCUUGUGAACUUAGAACUGAUAAAGCCUUCAACGCAAAUAGAUACCGGGACACUGGGCACCAAAUGGGAGAAACACCUUUAGUUACGUACGGAAUCAAUUGUGUUAAAUCUUUUGCGCUUGAUUACAUGCACAUGGUAUGUUUAGGCGUGGUAAAACGUAUUCUUGGAUUUCUAAAGCAGGGACCAACUAAUUGCAGGCUAUCUGCACAACAAUUAACCCAAAUUUCAACAAAUCUACUAAUGUACUCUGGCAAACUGCCAUCUGAGUUUGCUCGUCAACCUAGAACAUUAUAUGAUUUUGAGCGCUGGAAGGCGACAGAGUUUCGGCAAUUUUUGUUGUAUACCGGUCCAAUUGUCCUCAAAAAGGUAUUGACAAAAGAUAUGUAUGAACACUUCUUGUGUUUAUCUGUCGGCAUGUCCAUUCUUCUAGAGAGUGAUAAUGAAACAAGGAAUUUUUACUUGAACUAUGCACGGGAAUUACUGACAUAUUUUGUUACAAAAAGCAAAGAAUUUUACCACCCGAAAUUCAUUGUUUACAAUGUACAUUCACUUAUUCAUUUAGCAGAUGACUGUGAACACUUUAAUUGUUCGUUGAAUGAUAUUUGCGCUUUCCCUUAUGAAAAUCAUUUGCACUCAGUCAAAAAACUUGUUAAAAAUGCUAAAAAUCCAAUAGUUCAAGUAGCUAAAAGGAUCCAAGAGAGGAGUUAUACAGCUAAUGUCACAAUUAAACAGAAAUCUACAUUUAGUGUUAUUUCCACAAAAGAAAAAAACAACUGUUUCCUACUACAAGAUGGAACAUACGCCUUUGUGAAAGAAAAAAUUGACCAAAAAACUCUGCUAUGUCAAAUUCUGAAACCAGAACAAGCCGAGAACUUUUUCACCAAGCCCUGUGAGUCAAAGCUUUUCAACAUUGCUUUCAGGAAGAAUAAUCUGCGACUGAAAAGGAAACGUGUUGCUGUUGGUGAACUGUAUAAGAAGCUUGUGAGAUUUCCAUUUGAAAGGGGAGUUGUCCUCGUACCCAUGCUUCAUACAAUUGAGCACUGAGCAAAAGAAUGUACGCUUUAGUAGUGUGGUUGGAAAAUGGAAUUGAGGUAGAGGGAGUCAUUCCAAUUUCCUGGGUGGACUUCAUAGAAAAUGUGAUAUAUUGGCCACCUGGAGUGGACGCAAAACCCUACAUAGAAAAACUCAGCACGCCACUAAUAACUUCCUGGAGAUCCUUUCCGUUGAAGAAAGUUAAACAUAAGUCUGAACAGAAGUCUGAAUGUGAUGAUUAUACUUUCACAACAACUCAAGAGACAGAUUCAGAGGAGGAGGAUCUGAAACGGAAGCCAAAGAAGAAGAGCUUUCAAGAUUAUGUAACUGGUUCAGAAACAUCAGAUGCUUGUGCUACAGGCGGUACCAAAACUGGAGAUUCUGAACAUGAGAAAUCCAAUUCUGACACAUCAGUUGCUUGUGCUACAGGAGUAACUUAUACUGGAGGCUCUGAAUAUAAGAAAUCUGGAACAUUGCCAAUACCACCAAAUAAGAAAAAAAGUACAUCACAAGCAGUUAUAAGUCCAGGAACAAAUCUGGCCUCCAAAAGUCAACUUUCUGGUCUGUCCCAGACUAAAACUUCUACAAGUCAGUCCCUGACCAAAUAUAGUAAAAGUUCUAAUUCUGGUCAGUCCCAGACCAAAACUGCUUCAAGUAAGUCCAUGACCAAAAAUAGGCAAGGUUCUAUUUCUGGUCAGUCCCAAACCAAAAUUGCUCCAAGUAAGUCCCAGAGCAAAACUACUCUAAGUCAGUCCAAGAGCAAAAGUACUCCAAGUCAGCCUCAGGCAAAUAAAAGUAGUUCAGGUUCCCUUACUGGUCAGAACAAGACCAAAACUAUUUAUAGAUCACGGUCAAGGUCCUCUUCCAUGUCAAGUUUACCAUUGAGGUCAAGGUCUCAAAGUAGGUCUAGGUCAAGGUCGUCUUCAUUAGGACAGAUUAAUAUGUCACCCUUUAUGUCCAGCACUAUGUUAGAAGACAAGUCAUGCAGGUCAAGGUCUAGAUCAAAAUCCAAUGAGUCUAGAUCAAGGUCAAAAUCUAAAACGUAUCGCCAUAAUCGUUCCCACAGGUCUAGGUCAAAAUCAUAUAGGUCUAGAUCAAGAACAAAUGAAUCUAGUUCUCAGUCAAAAAAUAAAGAGUAUCGAAAAUACAGGUCUCGGUCAAAGUCAUACAGGUCUAGAUCUAGGUCAAGAUCCAAUGAAUCAUAUGCUAGGUCAAUAGACAGGUCCAACAGGUCAUCCCGCAAGUCAUUUGACCGAUCAGACAGGUCAGUUGUUCCCCCGGACAACUCAACUCGGAAGUCAUCGACUAAUAAAACUGAGGACAAAUUUCCUAUGCCAGAAGCACGAUUUCAGAGACGUGUUCUGUUCAAACUCUGCGAGUUAAGUGCAGAAAUACAGUCUUUGAAAAGAAUAAAAAGUGUACGACAAGUCGGGACUGUUGAAGAAGAGGACUUUUUCCAGGCAGAUUCUAUUGAUGAGUUCAAUCUGUUGGACGAGAGAAUAAAAGGACCAGAGGAACGACAAAAAAUGGUUUAUCAUCUUUCACUGAUUGGUGGAGCAAAUACGAAGCAGGCUGUGCAGAACAUAUUAGAAAGAUUGAUGUCUAAUAGACUGAUGUCUAAAUUCAACUCAAAGGGAGUUAAAGGGAAGCUAUCGUUUGAAUCAUCAGAGACAUUCAAAGUUGUAAUUGCUAGUGCCAUGAAGGGAAACAAUGAUAUUACAGAACACCAAGUCAAGGAAGUUAUCAGCUACCACCUGAAAUACGCCCCAUACAGGAAAGGAGCAAUCCAGAGGACAAUGAAAUCAAAAAGCUAAAAAGGAUGACAAUGCCAAUAAAAUCCUGUGCAUACCAUUGAUAUAAGUUGAAAACAUCGAGUCAAAAGGUGAAUCCUGUGUCAAGUCCCUGCUUUGUGGACAUAAGUCUCCGACCGCGGAGCUCUUCUUGAAUAUUAUUGGUUUGGAAUUUAGAUUUUGUAGGGAGGUUGUACGUUGCAUGAUAGUUAUUUGGUUGGGAGAAGGUUGCAGGGAGGUUGGGAGAAGGUUGCAGGGAGGUUGGGAGAAGGUUGCAGGGAGGUUGGGAGAAGGUUGCAGGGAGGUUGGGAGAAGGUUGCAGGGAGGUUGGGAGAAGGUUGCAGGGAGGUUGAGAUUAAGUUAGAAUCCGACGUUGGGUCAACGUUGAAAAAUGACGACGCAAAAGUUUGCAAAAUCAACCACCAUCCAACCUUCUCCCAACGUUAGAAUCUGACGGUGGUGCAA
Messenger RNA from Dreissena polymorpha, 3789 nucleotides. RefSeq names its product serine/arginine-rich splicing factor 4-like. The transcript is spliced from 11 exons. The record is from RefSeq and is a predicted model, not a curated record. The coding region runs from base 1555 to 3348 and encodes 597 amino acids. NCBI's taxonomy places the organism in Eukaryota, Metazoa, Mollusca, Bivalvia, Myida, Dreissenidae.